UGGCUGGAUUAGGUUGACUUGAAUGCUCCAUUUAAAACUACUUAGAAACAAAAUAGAUACAAUCUUGCAAAAAAACUUUAUAUCAACCAGUAGUAUUCCUAAUACUAUAUUGUUUCUUGAAACAUUGAUAAAUACAUUGAUUUAAUUUAUUACAAGUCUUCUGUAGCUGCAAUAGCAUUGGACUUUCACGCGACUGACACUUGAAGUAUUUAUUUACAUCUAUUGAGAGAAAGGAUUGUGGCGUUUGUAUUUGCAUUUUAGGAUAACCUGUUGUACCUAGAGGGUCUUGAAAAAAUGAUAUUUACGAAUUGGCACAGUCGUAAAAGAGAUUAGAUGAAGUCCAAUAGUAUUAUUAAUCGAGUAUUGAAAAAAUACAGUGUUUUGUGCCAGUAGAUUUAUUCUUUUUUUCUGCUCCUCCUGUAGCUUAAACUCCUUAUUCCACAGAGUAUGACGAUCGGAGGAUGGCUCCUACAAGACGUGGUCAGACUGUUAAGCACAGUGCCCGGCAGGAGGAUGCUCUCUGCACUGUCGGUGUCAGUGAGUGGGGCUGCAGGUCAACACAGGACAAACGUGCGUUACUUCUCUACCACACGCUCCCAGUGCGCCAAGGCCAGGUGUGUUAAGAAGAAAACAGAUAUUUCAGAAAAGAAGUUGACACGCUACUUUGUUGAUCACCGGAGAGUGAGUUUGGCUGCAGGGUCAGGAGGCAAAGGAGCAUGCACCUUCCACAGCGAACCCAGGAAAGAGUUUGGAGGGCCUGAUGGAGGAAAUGGAGGCAAUGGGGGAGACAUUAUCAUUAAAGUUGAUCAGCAAGUGAAAUCUCUAUCAAUGGUUGCUCAAGUGUACCGUGGGCAGGAUGGAGAAUCAGGAGGAAAGAAAAACUGCUAUGGUCGGAAUGCCAAGACCACCUACAUCACAGUGCCUGUAGGUACUAUAGUUAAGGAGAAUGGGAAGAUAGUGGCUGAUCUGUCCAGGCAAGGCCAGGAGUACAUCGCAGCAUUCGGUGGAGCAGGGGGCAAGGGAAACCGUUUUUUUCUGUCCAACGAGAACCGGGCUCCAACGACAGCCACUCCAGGUGAGCCCGGGCAGGAGAAAGUACUGCAUCUGGAGCUCCGUACGAUGGCACACGCAGGCAUGGUUGGCUUUCCAAAUGCUGGGAAGUCUUCCCUUUUGCGAGCAAUUUCCAACGCUAAGCCGGCAGUGGCUGCUUAUCCUUUCACUACAUUAAAUCCCCAUGUUGGUAUCGUCCAGUACCAGGACCAUGAACAGGUUGCAGUUGCUGACAUCCCAGGAAUUAUCCGAGGCGCUCACAGGAAUCGCGGCCUGGGGAUCUCUUUCCUGCGCCACAUCGAGCGCUGCCGAUUCCUGAUCUACGUCCUCGACCUGUCGGCGCGGGAGCCCUGGACUCAGCUGCAGGAGCUCCGCUUCGAGCUGGAGCAGUACGAGCCGGGACUGGCCGGGCGCCCGCAGGCCAUCGUGGCCAACAAGGUGGACAUCCCGGAGGCUCGUGCCAACCUGGCAGCCCUCAGGAGCCGCGUGACACAGAGGGUCAUCCCUGUUUCCGCCCUCACUGGGCACAAUAUAGAGGAGCUCAUCCUGCACCUCCGAGAGCUGUACGAUGGGUAUCUGCUGACUGAGGAGAGGGCAGGAGGGAGCCCUAUGACGUGGUAGAACACGCAGAGGAAAACCCUCGUUGUCUAAGUGAACAAUAUGCCUGUGAUCAGCCCAAAGGCCAACACCAUCUUCCAAAAAAGUGCAAAGACUUCUCCGCUCUCUACCCAGUCCGGCAUCAUUAUUCUCUGUGGUUUUGGUUAUUUAAUGGAUAUUUUGAAGGAGUACAUUGCGAGACUAAGUGAACUCCCUUAAACAUUUUCUUUUGAAACAACUCAAAUUUAAGUGAAAUUGCAUUGGACGUAAACAGGUUUUUAUGCUCAUACAAUUCUUGUAUUUUCUAAAUAGUGCUUUAAGAUGCAAGUGUGAAUUAGAAUGUGAAUUGUACAUUAUAAUUUGUUCAAAUAAAUUAUUUUGAUUA
Lepisosteus oculatus (spotted gar) is the source of this 2032-nucleotide messenger RNA. RefSeq names its product mitochondrial ribosome-associated GTPase 2 (gene mtg2). The record is from RefSeq and is a predicted model, not a curated record. NCBI's taxonomy places the organism in Eukaryota, Metazoa, Chordata, Actinopteri, Semionotiformes, Lepisosteidae. Gene Ontology annotation, molecular function: GTPase activity; GTP binding; magnesium ion binding. Gene Ontology annotation, cellular component: mitochondrion.